Molecule: messenger RNA, 4131 nt
Organism: Cyprinodon tularosa
Lineage: Eukaryota; Metazoa; Chordata; Actinopteri; Cyprinodontiformes; Cyprinodontidae
Gene: dhx8
Product: DEAH (Asp-Glu-Ala-His) box polypeptide 8
Exons: 23
Coding region: 1-3669 (1222 amino acids)
Biological process (GO): spliceosomal complex disassembly; mRNA splicing, via spliceosome
Cellular component (GO): catalytic step 2 spliceosome; intracellular anatomical structure
Molecular function (GO): RNA helicase activity; ATP binding; RNA binding
Source: RefSeq, a predicted model, not a curated record
AUGGCAGACGGUGGAGUUGACGAGUUAUCGCAGUUGGAAUAUUUAUCUUUGGUGUCGAAGGUCUGCACGGAACUCGACAAUCAUCUGGGAAUUAACGACAAAGAUUUAGCUGAGUUUGUUAUUAGUCUUGCUGAAAAAGAGCCGAGCUUCGAUGGAUUCAAAGUUCUUCUGCUCGAAAAUGGAGCCGAAUUCGCUGAUUCCCUCAUCGGUAACUUGCUCAGACUCAUUCAGACGAUGCGACCCCCAUCUAAGGCAUCAACAAGUAAAGCCUCUGAUGUUUCAUUCAAGCCAAAAACGGAGAAAGACAGGCUGAAGGAAUUGUUUCCUGCACUGUGUAAACCCAACGAUCCAUCACCAAAGCGGGUGCUGGAUGAAGACGACGUGAAAGUCGCUGCUGAUGCGAUAAAAGAACUAGAGAUGUUGAUGCCCAGUGUCAGUGGGGGCGACUCCAAAAUCAGCACGACCAAAUCAGAAAAGAGCAGACGUCGUAGCCGAAGCAGAGAAAGGGACAGAGACCGGCAUAGAGACAGAGAUCGUGAUAGAGACAGGGACCGGGAUAGAGACCGGGACCGGGGAGGAGACGGGAAGAGACGGCACCGUUCUAGAUCUCGGUCCAGGUCCCGCUCCUGGGAUCGUGACCGACACAGAGAUAGAGACCGAGAUCAUGGUAAAAGAAGAGACAAGUCUUACCGCUGGUCUGAGCGUUCACCCAGCCCUAGAAAAGACUCGGACAAGGACUCUGAGCGCUGGAAAGACAAACACGUGGACCGGCCUCCUCCAGAGGAGCCUUCUGUGGGCGACAUUUACAACGGAAAAGUUACCAGCAUCAUGCAGUUUGGCUGCUUCGUUCAGCUCGAGGGUUUAAGAAAACGCUGGGAGGGAUUGGUCCACAUUUCAGAGCUGCGCAGAGAGGGUCGGGUCGCUAAUGUGGCCGACGUUGUCAGCAAGGGCCAAAGAGUCAAAGUGAAGGUGCUCUCCUUCACUGGCUCCAAGACAAGCCUAAGUAUGAAGGAUGUGGACCAGGACACCGGAGAGGAUAUCAACCCCAACAGGAGAAGGAAUAUGGGUCCAGAAGGAGGAGAUGAUGUCUCCAUGAGGAACCCCGACAGACCGAGUAACCUGAACCUGGGCCACGCCCCCGAGAUGGAGCAGGACGACACCUUGGAGCGCAAGAGGCUCACCAAGAUCUCUGACCCAGAGAAGUGGGAGAUUAAACAGAUGAUUGCUGCCAACGUUUUGUCCAAGGAAGAAUUCCCAGAUUUUGAUGACGAGACGGGAAUUCUUCCUAAAGUGGAUGAUGAAGAGGACGAGGACCUGGAAAUCGAGCUUGUUGAAGAGGAGCCACCGUUUCUAAGAGGACACACCAAACAGAGCAUGGAUAUGAGCCCAGUUAAAAUUGUUAAGAAUCCAGACGGCUCGCUGUCACAGGCAGCCAUGAUGCAAAGCGCUCUGGCUAAAGAGAGACGGGAGCUGAAACAGGCCGCUCGAGAGGCAGAAAUGGACUCUAUCCCCAUGGGGCUGAACAAACACUGGGUGGACCCGCUGCCAGACGCUGAUGGUAGACAGAUUGCUGCCAACAUGAGGGGGAUUGGAAUGAUGCCUAAUGACAUUCCAGAGUGGAAGAAGCAUGCUUUUGGGGGGAACAAGGCCUCGUAUGGAAAGAAAACGCAGCUGUCCAUCUUGGAGCAAAGAGAAAGCCUUCCCAUCUACAAACUAAAGGAGCAGCUCAUUCAGGCGGUUCAUGACAACCAGAUCCUGAUUGUCAUUGGAGAGACUGGCUCUGGGAAGACCACCCAGAUCACUCAGUACCUGGCAGAGGCAGGUUACACCACCAGAGGGAAGAUCGGCUGUACGCAGCCCCGCCGUGUCGCCGCCAUGUCGGUGGCUAAGAGGGUCUCGGAGGAGUACGGUUGCUGUCUGGGACAAGAGGUGGGUUAUACCAUCCGAUUCGAAGAUUGCACCAGCCCUGAGACGGUGAUCAAGUACAUGACAGACGGUAUGCUGCUGAGGGAGUGUUUGAUCGACUCCGAAUUGGGCCAGUAUGCCAUAAUCAUGCUGGACGAGGCCCACGAGAGGACCAUCCAUACUGACGUUCUGUUUGGUCUCCUUAAGAAGACUGUUCAGAAACGCACAGACAUGAAGCUGAUCGUAACGUCGGCCACACUGGACGCUGUGAAGUUCUCCCAAUAUUUCUAUGAAGCCCCCAUCUUCACCAUCCCAGGCCGAACAUAUCCAGUGGAGGUUCUUUACACCAAGGAACCUGAGACAGACUAUUUAGACGCCAGCCUCAUCACCGUCAUGCAGAUUCAUCUGACUGAGCCUCCAGGUGACAUCCUGGUGUUUUUAACCGGACAGGAAGAAAUCGACACUGCCUGUGAGAUUCUGUAUGAGAGGAUGAAGUCUCUUGGACCUGAUGUCCCUGAACUCAUCAUCCUUCCAGUUUAUUCUGCUCUGCCCAGUGAGAUGCAGACCAGAAUCUUUGAUCCUGCACCUCCAGGGAGCAGAAAGGUCAUAAUUGCUACAAACAUCGCAGAGACCUCUCUGACCAUCGAUGGAAUCUACUACGUGGUGGAUCCAGGCUUCGUCAAACAGAAGGUGUACAACUCCAAAACUGGUAUCGAUCAGCUGGUGGUGACUCCCAUUUCACAGGCCCAGGCUAAACAAAGGGCAGGUCGUGCCGGAAGAACUGGUCCUGGGAAAUGUUACAGGCUCUACACGGAGAGAGCUUACAGAGACGAGAUGCUGACUACCAAUGUUCCUGAGAUCCAGAGGACCAACCUGGCCAGCACAGUGUUGUCUUUAAAGGCCAUGGGCAUCAAUGACCUCCUGUCUUUUGACUUUAUGGAUGCUCCUCCUAUGGAGACUUUGAUCACAGCCAUGGAGCAGCUUUACACUUUAGGAGCUCUAGAUGAUGAAGGCUUACUAACACGCCUGGGGAGAAGGAUGGCAGAGUUUCCUCUGGAGCCCAUGUUGUGUAAGAUGUUGAUCAUGUCCGUCCACCUUGGCUGCAGUGAAGAGAUGCUCACCAUUGUGUCCAUGUUGUCUGUGCAGAACGUCUUCUACAGGCCAAAGGACAAGCAGGCCUUGGCAGACCAGAAGAAGGCAAAGUUCCACCAACCUGAGGGAGACCACCUCACCCUGCUGGCCGUAUACAACUCAUGGAAAAACAACAAGUUUUCCAACCCCUGGUGCUACGAGAACUUCAUCCAGGCUCGCUCCCUGCGCAGAGCUCAGGAUAUCCGCAAACAGAUGCUGGGAAUCAUGGACAGACAUAAACUGGAUGUGGUGUCCUGCGGUAAAGCCACAGUGCGAGUCCAGAAGGCCAUCUGCAGCGGUUUCUUCAGGAAUGCAGCCAAGAAGGAUCCCCAGGAAGGCUACAGAACACUGAUCGACCAGCAAGUUGUCUACAUCCACCCCUCCAGCGCUCUGUUCAACAGACAGCCUGAAUGGGUUGUGUACCACGAGCUUGUGCUGACCACCAAGGAGUACAUGAGGGAGGUGACGACCAUCGAUCCUCGAUGGCUGGUCGAAUUCGCGCCCGCCUUCUUCAAGGUCUCCGACCCCACCCGCCUCAGCAAGCAGAAGAAGCAGCAACGCCUGGAACCGUUAUACAACCGUUACGAGGAACCGAACGCCUGGAGAAUCUCCCGCGCCUUCAGACGCCGUUGAUUUUUGUAUGAUAUCAUUAGUCCACAGCCUGGAUUUCUGGACGGUGUUUUUGUCAAAACCUUUGUUUGCUUAAGAUUGGUCAGAAAGCGAUGGGUUUUGGGGUUCCUCUCACAAAAAGUUUUUCUUUUUGUAAAAAUUGUACAUUUUGUUUCUUUCAUUCAAACAUUUUCAACGAUUUAAAUUUAGUUUAGUAGCCGUGAUGUCAAAUUAGUAAUUUUCUUUUAAAGAAACUAAGCAACUAAAGACAAGCUCUUUUUGUGAUCAAUUUAAAAGUCCAGAAAACGACGACCUGUUUAUUUCAACUGAUGCAAAUGGAGUUUGCCUUUUUAUCUUAAACUCUUUAAGCUCUUGUAUUUCUAACCAGCAGGAUAAUGAAACAUGUUUGAUGUUUUAUAAAGGGGCAAAUCUGUGUAUCUGUGACUGUAAACCUUAAAUGUUCUCAUUAAAGAGAAUCUUUUUUUA